This is a messenger RNA of Brachypodium distachyon (stiff brome), 1037 nucleotides long. RefSeq names its product transmembrane emp24 domain-containing protein p24delta9. NCBI's taxonomy places the organism in Eukaryota, Viridiplantae, Streptophyta, Magnoliopsida, Poales, Poaceae. Gene Ontology annotation, biological process: Golgi organization; endoplasmic reticulum to Golgi vesicle-mediated transport; intracellular protein transport. The transcript is spliced from 4 exons. The record is from RefSeq and is a predicted model, not a curated record. The coding region runs from base 143 to 790 and encodes 215 amino acids. Gene Ontology annotation, cellular component: Golgi apparatus; COPII-coated ER to Golgi transport vesicle; endoplasmic reticulum.
ACUCCCCCAACUUUUAGUCGCUUCGACGUCACAAACCUGCGAUCCUGUAUUCUCUGCUUCCCCCCCAAACCCAAAGCACCUCGUGACCUCGCGGUGAGCCGGCCUUGCUCGGUUGCUCCGAUUCCCGCCCCGAUCUCCGGCCAUGGCCCCCAGAUGGCUGCCCCUCCUGGCUGUCCUCCUCCUCGCUGCCUCGCCGGCGGCCCGCGCCCUCCGGUUCGACCUCGAGUCGGGCCACACCAAGUGCAUCUCCGACGAGAUCAAGGUCGACUCCAUGGCCGUCGGCAAGUACCACGUCGUCGGGACCGACCCCAGCAACCCCGACGCCCCGCUCCCGGAAUCCCACCGCAUCUCCCUCAGGGUGACUUCGCCGUACGGGAACAGCAUGCACUUCUCGGAGAACGUGCAGUCGGGGCACUUCGCCUUCACGGCCUCGGAGGCCGGCGACUACCUGGCCUGCUUCUGGGCGCCCGACCACAAGCCGCCCGUCACUGUCACCUUCGAGUUCGAUUGGAGGAGCGGCGUCACGGCCAAGGACUGGCCCAGCGUCGCCAAGAAGGGCCAGGUCGAUAUGAUGGAACUAGAGUUGAAGAAGCUGGAGGAUACCAUCAAAGCUAUCCACGAAGAGAUGUAUUAUCUACGCGAAAGGGAGGAGGAAAUGCAGAACAUGAACAGGCAAACGAACUCAAGGAUGGGUUGGCUUGGGUUCCUUUCCCUCGGCAUCUGCUUGUCUGUGGCUGGGUUGCAGCUGUGGCACCUCAAGACCUUUUUCGAGCGGAAGAAACUUCUUUAGUUUCCCCCAUGAUCACAUAUUCUUGCGAAACUAGGGUAUAUUGUUUCUGUCAGCUAUUAACUUAUGUUCCCAAGCGUAUGUAUACUCAAAUCCUCUGUACGAAGGAGUGUUUAUCAUACUUGCGGAUGUUUUAUCUGUGACCCUACUCCCUAGCUUGUCUAUUCUAAACAGUUGUCAAACGUGUCAAAGUUGUUGAUUGGUUUGAUUUCAUGGUGUUGGUGUCGAGCCACAUCGCUUUUGUUCUUCA